AUGGGAAAAACUAAAAACUUUACUUCUAAGUCAGAGUUUCAAGUGUCUGAAUUCAUCCUGAUGGGAUUCCCUGGCAUUCACCAGUGGCAGGACUGGCUCUCCUUACCGAUGGCUCUGCUCUACCUCUUAGCUCUUGGUGCUAAUCUCCUUAUCUUAAUCACCAUCUCCCAUGAGCCUGCCCUGCACCAGCCCAUGUAUCAGUUCCUUGCUGUCUUGGCUGUAGUAGACAUUGGCUUGGCUACUACCAGCAUGCCCAAGAUUCUGGCCAUCCUGUGGUUUGAUGCUAAAACCAUCAGCCUACCCCACUGUUUCACUCAAAUCUAUGCCAUCAACUUUUUCAUGUUCAUGGAGUCAGGCAUCUUCCUCUGCAUGGCAGUGGAUAGAUACAUAGCCAUAUGUUAUCCCCUUCAGUAUCCCUUCAUAGUCACUGAUGCUUUUGUAAUCAAAUCUACAGUGUCUGUGGUCCUCAGGAAUGGCCUGUUAAUCAUCCCAGUGCCUAUCCUGGCCGCCCAGAGACACUAUUGCUCCAGAAAUGAAAUUGAUCACUGUCUGUGCUCUAAUUUGGGUGUCACCAGUCUGGCCUGUGAUAACAUCAUCAUUAACAAGCUCUAUCAAUUGGUGUUGGCCUGGUUCGUGGCUGGGUGUGACAUGAUUUUGGUCUUUGCUUCCUAUGCUUUGAUUAUUCAUUCAGUGCUGAGGCUGAACUCUGCUGAAGCAAUAUCUAAAGCCAUGAGUACCUGCAGCCCCCACCUUAUCCUCAUUCUCUUCUUCUACACAGCUAUUAUUUUACUAUCUGUCACUCACCUGGCAGGAAGAAAGAUCCCUCUCAUCCCUGUUCUCCUCAAUGUGCUGCAUACAGUCAUCCCUCCAUCCCUUAACCCCAUGGUAUAUGCCCUUAGGAUUCAGGAACUGAAAGCAGGUAUCUAUAAAGUGCUUGGUUUGGGUGAGUAUGUGUCCAGGAAGUAA
Messenger RNA from Cavia porcellus (domestic guinea pig), 966 nucleotides. Its product is annotated as olfactory receptor 56B34. Lineage: Eukaryota; Metazoa; Chordata; Mammalia; Rodentia; Caviidae. The coding region runs from base 1 to 966 and encodes 321 amino acids. Gene Ontology annotation, molecular function: olfactory receptor activity; G protein-coupled receptor activity. The record is from RefSeq and is a predicted model, not a curated record. The transcript has 2 exons. Gene Ontology annotation, cellular component: plasma membrane. Gene Ontology annotation, biological process: G protein-coupled receptor signaling pathway.